AUGUCAGAGACAAGCAAAGCCCCUAAAUUUCAUGGAAUCAGGAAAGAUGUCAGUGUUACUGAACUGUUUGAAUCAAAGAUCAUCAAUGAGGACCUCUACAAAGACCUCAAUACAGGAAAACUGACCGUGGACGAAGUUAGUGAAAUGGAAUCUGUCCGAAGGUAUCUAGAAGGAACCAACAGCAUCGCAGGAGUUUAUCUGCAGUCCACCAAAGAAACUCUGAGCAUCUAUGAAGCCAAACAAAGAGGCCUCUUGACUCCUGGCACGUCAUUAGUUCUUCUGGAAGCACAGGCUGCUACUGGCUUUGUCAUUGAUCCUGUAAAGAACAAGAAACUUUCAGUGGAGGAUGCUGCAGCUCUGGGCGUUGUUGGCAGCGAGUGGAAAAACAAACUGUUGUCAGCAGAGAGAGCAGUGACAGGAUACAAAGACCCCUACACUGACAAAAUGAUAUCUUUGUUCCAAGCUCUUAAAAAGGACCUGAUCGUAAAAGACCAUGGCAUCCGUCUGCUUGAGGCUCAGAUUGCCACCGGUGGCAUCAUUGAUCCAGUUUACAGCCACAGAGUGCCUGUGCAGGUGGCCUACCAAAGAGGCUACUUUGAUGAAGAAAUUAACCAAAUAUUGUCGGACCCAGAUGACGAUACCAAAGGCUUCUUUGACCCAAACACCCAUGAAAACCUGACAUAUCUUCAGCUGGUCGAGAGGAAAGAUGUCAGUGUUGCUGAACUGUUUGAAUCAAAGAUCAUCAAUGAGGACCUCUACAAAGACCUCAAUACAGGAAAACUGACCGUGGACGAAGUUAGUGAAAUGGAAUCUGUCCGAAAGUAUCUAGAAGGAACCAACAGCAUCGCAGGAGUUUAUCUGCAGUCCACCAAAGAAACUCUGAGCAUCUAUGAAGCCAAACAAAGAGGCCUCUUGACUCCUGGCACGUCAUUAGUUCUUCUGGAAGCACAGGCUGCUACUGGCUUUGUCAUUGAUCCUGUAAAGAACAAGAAACUUUCAGUGGAGGAUGCUGCAGCUCUGGGCGUUGUUGGCAGCGAGUGGAAAAACAAACUGUUGUCAGCAGAGAGAGCAGUGACAGGAUACAAAGACCCCUACACUGACAAAAUGAUAUCUUUGUUCCAAGCUCUUAAAAAGGACCUGAUCGUAAAAGACCAUGGCGUCCGUCUGCUUGAGGCUCAGAUCGCCACCGGUGGCAUCAUUGAUCCAGUUUACAGCCACAGAGUGCCUGUGCAGGUGGCCUACCAAAGAGGCUACUUUGAUGAAGAAAUUAACCAAAUAUUGUCUGAUGCCGGUGAUGAUACAAAAGGCUUCUUUGACCCAAACACCCAUGAAAACCUGACAUAUCUUCAGCUGGUUCAAAGAUGCAUGAUUGAUCCAAAAACAGGACUAAGCUUGCUUCCACUAAAUAAGAAAAUGUAA
Molecule: messenger RNA, 1419 nt
Organism: Knipowitschia caucasica
Lineage: Eukaryota; Metazoa; Chordata; Actinopteri; Gobiiformes; Gobiidae
Source: the annotation of a GenBank genome assembly